UAGAGAGGAAGAACGAAAGAGAAUUAUAGAGAGGGAGAGGAAAGAAAAAGGGAGGUUGCGUCUUGUCGAAGAAUAAAAAGGCUAUAAAGUCUUUGCGAUUCGUUGGUCGAAACCGCUCCCUUCGCGAUACACGCAGAAUGUUUUGUGUACAGAUUGCGUCAUCCAUUCAACAUGGCGCGGACACCUCACUUGAAAAAUUACUAAUCAUAUAAUAAUGGAAGAAUGGAUAUACACAAGUUUAUCUGGUUUACUAGACUUCCCAGUUCCAGAAGAAUUAACACAGUAUAUUUUAAAAAUACGAAAUGAAAGAGAUUUAGAUGAAUAUCUUAAAACUUUAUUGGAUUUAAAAAAUCCAAAACAUAAACAAUUUAUAACAGAAUUGAAAAAAAAACAAGCUGCUUCUUGUAAUGAUCCAGCCGGGUAUAAGAAAACAAAUGAUAAUAAUGAAGAUUGUAAGAAAAGGCAAAAUGAAAAAAAAAAGAAUAAGACCAAAAGCAAAGAAAACAUACAGGUUCAAGAAAUAAAAACAGAUAAAACAGAAAAGAAGAAACCAAAAUUUGUUAACUUGUAUUCGCAGGAAGGGCGUGAUAGAGAAACUGUUUUAUUAAAAGGUAGACAUAAAUGCGACUGUGAAGCAAGAAAGCAUUCUUUAAUAAAUAAUUGUACUAACUGUGGCAGAAUAGUUUGUUUUCAAGAAGGAUCUGGUCCAUGUUUCUUUUGUGAAACAUUGGUAUGUUCUCGCGAACAACAAGCUAUACUUUCUAGUAAUACAAAGCUAGCUGAUGAUUUGUAUAACAAAUUAAUGGAUCGGAAACCCAAUAAGGGUUUAGAAGAAUCUAUUAAACAACGUGAUAAACUUUUGGAAUAUGAUCGUAAUAGCGCACGUCGUACGAAAGUAAUUGAUGAUGAAUCAGAUUACUUUCAAACAAAUAGUACAUGGCUUACACCUGCAGAACGAGAAAGAUUACGGAAACGUGAAGAAGAAAUUAGCGCUCAAAAACAUGCAUCUCGUUUAAGUAGAAAAGUAACUUUAGAUUUUGUUGGUAGAGAAGUAUUUGUUGGCCAUGAGGAGAAUAGUGAAUUUAACGAAGAUCAACUUGAUAAUUUAUAUGAAACGGUAUUACAUACUGACUCAGAAAAUAGCAAUGCUUAUCCAAACAUAGAUAUCAUCAAUCCAGUGUAUAUUAAACAAGAAACGGAGAGCUCUAUUAAUAAACAAAUAUUGAACAGUAAUACAAACAGUAAAAUUCAAGACAAAGAAUAUUUGGAACUAACAGAUCAAGGUUUAUGUUUAAGUAUGCAUCAACCAUAUGCCUCGCUGUUAGUAUCAGGGAUAAAACUUCACGAGGGUCGAACUUGGUAUUCUUCUCAUCGAGGAAGAUUAUGGAUAGCAUCAACAGCUAAAACACCUACUAAAGAAGACAUUUCAGAAACAGAACAUGUAUAUCGUGUUUUAAAAGAUGAGAAAAUCAAAUUUCCGGAAAACUAUCCUAUUAGUUCUUUGUUAGGCUGUGUAACAAUUGUUGAUGUUUUGUCUCAAGAACAGUACAGAAAAAUGUAUCCUGAAGGAGAAAGUGAAAGUCCUUAUGUUUUUAUUUGUGAAAAUUGUUAUACUCUUCCUAUCAAGUUUCCUAUACAAGGAAAACAAAAGAUCUAUAAAUUAGAUAACAAAAUUCAUCAAGCUGCUAUGAAAUCUUUAGAAAAAGUUAUAAAGGAGAAAAAAGAAUAAUUUAUUACAUUGUCUAAUUUAAAAAUGUUUAUGCAUUUAUAUACUUAAACAUAUAAUUUUACGUACAUAUGAUAAUCUUAUAUAAAUCAAAUAAAUUCAUUUUCA
Molecule: messenger RNA, 1834 nt
Organism: Vespa crabro (European hornet)
Lineage: Eukaryota; Metazoa; Arthropoda; Insecta; Hymenoptera; Vespidae
Product: activating signal cointegrator 1
Exons: 11
Coding region: 215-1729 (504 amino acids)
Biological process (GO): positive regulation of DNA-templated transcription
Cellular component (GO): nucleus
Molecular function (GO): zinc ion binding; transcription coactivator activity
Source: RefSeq, a predicted model, not a curated record